AAAAAAGAUGGCGCUCGCUGCGGCAAAGCAUCGGAAGUGAAAGGAAAAGCGUUGUCGUCGUGUAGAAUGUAGCGCGUAUAUUCUCGGAACAGGAAAGAAGGGAGGUGGAAAGAAAGGAAGCUUCCUAUUCCGUAUAGUCAUAGACAUGGAUAACUUUGCUGAAGAACUGAGACAAGAAACAAGGUGGUUGUCCACAGAAGAAACAGAGGAUGAGUCUUCAGCCAAUGCCAAUGUUCCAGGAAUUUAUUUGCCUUUACUGCCAAAACAUUUCAAGUAUCCAACAAAUAUGGCUGUGAAAUCUUCAGAAUUCCAAAAGGUGAAAGAGGAUUGUUUAUGCUGUAUCCAAGAUGCUCUCUUACAAAGUCAGUGGCAGAGGGCUGCAGAAUUAAUGAUAAGCUACUUGGAAAUGCUGGAAAAUACAAAUUCAGAAAAAAGAGUGACAUCUCAAGAGGAGAUCUGGAGAGUAGGAACUGAAAUCUUGCAACAGCAUCCACAGAGUAAUAUAGAAGAGGUCAACUAUUUUGCAGAUCGGAUGAAAAAUUUAGGAGUCAAAAGAUAUUUAAAGAUUUCUUUAGAGCAUGCCUUCCACCUUUUGCGCAGUGGAUUUCUGGAUGAAGCCUAUCAGAACUUGAUCUUGACUGAAAGUUGGCGAUAUGGAGAAGAAACUGUUGCUCAGGAAAAAGAGCUGAAGCUCGUUCAAGCUUAUAAGGGGUUGAUACACUAUUAUAGGUGGUUAAAAAAGAAGACGGACCUUUUGGAGCUGGAUGAAGACAGCUGUACCCAAACUUCUGUUCAACAGGAAAUGCAUAGCUUGUACGAACAAGCUAAAGUCAGCCUCAGGGAAAUAAUCAGAAUUCCUGGAGUUUGGGAUCCUUUCGUGAUUUGUUAUGUGGAUUUGCUGGAACAUUAUGAGGAGUAUGAAGAAGCACGGGAAGUGUUAAAUGACUAUGCGUAUAAUUCCAAUUUUCCUUCCAACCCUAAUGCUCAUGUCUACUACUACCAGUUCCUAAAGAGAAGGGGGGAAUCAAGGCAAACACGGAUCUCUGUACUGCAGAUUCUGCAUGAGCUUGUUCCUUCCCAUGAACUAAUGCUGGAAUUUUACAACUUGCUUAAAAAAUCGAAAAAAAGAAAAAAACAUAAAUUACAGCUGAAAGUUAUUUUUGCAACCUUGGAUUUUGCUGCAUGGAAGGAAAAUGUAAAAGCUUGGAGUUAUUUGGCAAAACAGAUAGUAGAAAUUCUGCAAAACUCCGAUAAGCAAUUUUACUGGCUCAAAAAGGAGUGGGAUAUUCGAAAGGACUGGUGGCCAGCUUUUCAUUUCAGUCUUUAUUUGGCAAAAAGUAACUGGCAGGAAAACAAAAAACUCACUUGUGAAAAAGUUCUGAUAGCUGGCAUACUGCUGGGAAAAGACUGCAAGUACUUUAAGUAUGUCACAAAAGAAGGUUGUAAAGUUCAGAAGAAAAAGUUCCUACAGUUGAAGAAAUUUGUGAAAGAACACAGCUGGGUCAGUUUAAGAUUGGCUGAUACGUGAUUACUUAGUAUCAAACAUCAUGCUUUUUCAAGGGCGUUAGGUGAUUUUGAUGUUCAUCCUGACAAUUAUUGUAAAAUUCAGGUAAUCCUCGAGAUCCCAUUUUGAAAUGAUGCCUGCUGCAGCACCCCUUACAACUGGCCACAGGGACGUGGCAGCAUCUCUCACCUCUUCCUCCACUCCCCAUGGUCUGACCCACUGGGACUCCACAGUGCUUGGCCUACUCUCCAUGCUUCCUAAAUCCCCUGCCAUUUUCCAUGCACUGAUAAUUCCUUGCAGACAUGGCGGCUGCUUUCAGAGCAUUCUGCCCUGAUCAGCCGACCAUUGGGAGACCCUCAAAGCUCUCUUGGCUCUUGCUAGGCUUUGGCUAAGCCAGCUGCCUGCAUGCAAAAAUGGAAGCUUCAGGAUUAUCUUCCCAAAACCUUUCCCUUGUUUAAUUCCCUCCCUCCUCCAGAAACGCACAUUUCUUCAAUAAAAAAACAGAAAAAAAAGGCAGGGAGGACAGACUUGUUGAUCUUUCUUCUCCCUCCCAUUAGGUGCUGAAACUAAACUCUCUGCCUCUGCAUUUCAAUCUUGAUCUUUUAACCACUUCAUUUGCUAAAUUUACUGCUACCUUACCUUGAUGAGUGACUGCCGGGCUGAAGAGUAGAGAGAAGGAAGGAAGGAAGGAAGGAAGCAAACAAAGAAAAUCUGGAGCUCAGCUCAAAAAGUUCAUUCGGGCAUCUAGAGCACAAUAUGUGCAGCGAAUGGCCAGCCACAGCAGAAGCUGGGUCCUUGGAAAGCUUUUUGCUGCAUGUCUGGCUCCCUUUCCAGGAGUCCUAGCUGGAUCCAAAAGGAAGUUGGACUAGCAGGGAAAAGCUUGGAAAGCUGUUGCUGUUUGCCUGAUUCUAGGUUCAUCACCUAAUUGCGGGGAGGCCUUUUAAUUCCCACUUUUUUCUGGUUCUUUUUUUAAAAUUGAAGAAAUGUGGGUUUCUGGGAGGGAGGGAGGGAGGGAGAUAACCAAGGGAAAGAUUUGGGGAAGAUCAUCCUGAAAGUGUCUCCUUUGUAUGCUGGUGUCUGGCUUCCCCAAGUCUAGCAAAAGCCAGGAGAGGUUUGCAGUCUCCUGACAGCCAGCUGUUUGGAGUAGAGGCCUAGCCCAUCAGCAGAGGCUUUAUAAUCCGCGCACAGAGGCUUGUUUGGAAGCUUCUCUGGCAUUAGAAUGUGGUGUUGGGCCCUAAUCUAGGUGGGCUUUUCCCUCCUGCUGAGCUGUUUUUCCACUUUGCAAAGCUUUUUGCUGCUGGUGUGCCUCCUUUAUGGACACGGCUGGGUGAUAGGCCUCCCCCCCCCAACUCCCCUCAAUGCUCCACUUAACAACAGAUACAAUUGUUUAAUG
Molecule: messenger RNA, 2897 nt
Organism: Pseudonaja textilis
Lineage: Eukaryota; Metazoa; Chordata; Lepidosauria; Squamata; Elapidae
Gene: TAF1A
Product: TATA-box binding protein associated factor, RNA polymerase I subunit A
Biological process (GO): transcription by RNA polymerase I
Cellular component (GO): RNA polymerase I transcription regulator complex
Molecular function (GO): protein binding
Source: RefSeq, a predicted model, not a curated record